GCUGGCAUGGGCGAGUUGAAGAACAUGAAGAACCGCCCUAUGAUCCUCAUCGGUGGGUAGGCGCGGCCUCCUUUUCUUUUGGAUAUUUGCAUUUGGGCGAAUGACUUUCAUGAAUUAUGAUCAAUGCAUGCAGAAGGUGUCUCAGUCUGUUUCGUGAACCAGGGGGUCUUUGGAAACUACAUGAUGAUUGAGGUUUUGGGAUGCGUGCUGAUGGAUGGGUUAUAGAUAAUGGAAUUACGGGCAAUUCGAUCAAUGCCACUUCUUCGUACAGUCAACGAACCAGGUUGGCAUCACCUGCAUGGGGAAGGAUUCCUGUACACCUACUCUCCUCUGGUCCACAGGUUGCCGCACAAGUUCGACAUUACUCUCGUGCCCGUAAAGACAACCCGUCUGUUGCAGACUCCCAACGGACAAACCCAGAUCUGGAAAGAGAACACUCCAAGAUCUCCCUUUCCACAGCCUCUGAUCCAGACUUGCCCCAUCUCAACAGCUCGCAGCACGUGCACAUGACCAAGAUUGCAGAGAAGCCGGUGACGAAACGUCAAGCCACAGCUACUUGUGUGGUGCAGUUCUCCAACCCGCGGCCGUGGGAGAUACUACGAGAGGGCCGUGGUACCAAGAAGGGAGACGUCUUCAGUGUCGCCCGCAUCGCCGGCAUUAUGGCUGCCAAGAAAACCCCGGAUCUGAUCCCCCUCUGUCACCCGGGGAUUGGCAUCACGGGCGUCGAGGUGGAUGUGAGGUUACUGGACCCUGAUGCUGCGGAAGCGCGUGCUUCGGACGGCUCAGUGGGCCAUGGGGCGAUGCACAUCACGGCUACCGUGAGCUGCCUGGGACGAACGGGGGUCGAGAUGGAAGCGAUGACUGCUACGAUGGGAGCUGCCCUGACAGUGUACGAUAUGCUGAAAGCGGUGGAUAAGGGCAUGGUGAUCGGUGGCGUGAAGUUGUUGGAGAAAAAGGGGGGUAAAAGUGGGCAUUGGGUUCGCCACGAAGUGGUCAAAGGCACUGGAGAAACUGAAUGAGGCCGAUU
Molecule: messenger RNA, 1027 nt
Organism: Aspergillus aculeatus ATCC 16872
Lineage: Eukaryota; Fungi; Ascomycota; Eurotiomycetes; Eurotiales; Aspergillaceae
Product: cyclic pyranopterin monophosphate synthase
Exons: 1
Biological process (GO): Mo-molybdopterin cofactor biosynthetic process
Source: RefSeq, a predicted model, not a curated record